This is a messenger RNA of Opisthocomus hoazin, 3327 nucleotides long. The record is from RefSeq and is a predicted model, not a curated record. Lineage: Eukaryota; Metazoa; Chordata; Aves; Opisthocomiformes; Opisthocomidae.
GCCGCGAUGGACUGCUACCUGCGAUCCCAGGGCUUGUACCGAAAGAGAGUCGCCAAGGAUGGGUCCUGUCUCUUCAGGGCUGUGGCCGAGCAGGUGUUAUACUCUCAGUCUCGGCAUAUUGAUGUUAGGAUGGCUUGUGUAGACUAUCUUCGGAAAAACAGGGAGAAGUUUGAAGCAUUCAUAGAGGGGCCAUUUGAAGAGUAUUUAAAAUGUUUGGAAAAUCCACAGGAAUGGGUUGGACAAGUAGAAAUAAGUGCCCUUUCUCUUAUGUACAAGAAAGAUUUCAUAAUAUACCGGGAACCGAAUGCUUGUCCUUCACAUGUAACUGAAAAUGGCUUUUCUGAUAAGGUUUUGCUGUGCUUCUCAAAUGGAAACCACUAUGAUAUUGUUUAUCCCAUAGAGUAUUCAGAAAAGGCUGCUCUAUGCCAAUCUCUGCUGUAUGAGUUGCUGUAUGAGAAAGUAUUUGAUACAGAUGUAAAGAAAAUCGUAGCAGAACUUAGUGCUGUUGGUGUGACAGAGGAAAGUAAUGGUAGCAGUGAAGUAUCUGCUUCAGAUUCAGAAGAUGACAACUACAGAAGUAAAGCUACAACAGUUGGUGAUACCAAUGGAUUGAAGUCUCUUUCUGGCAACAAGCACCUCAAGAGCGAUGGAAGUUCUACAUUGUUGGUCUUACCUAAAAAAGUUCUUAUAUCACUCAAUCCAUCAGUUUACAGGAAUGUUGAGUAUGAUGUUUGGCUCCAAUCCAAAUGGGAUCAGCAAAAACAAGAUUUUUCUAUUGCUGCUGGCAUGCAAUACUCAGUUGGAGACAAAUGUAAAGUGUGCUUAGACCAUAAUGGGAAGUUUUAUAAUGCCCAUAUUCAAGAAGUUUGUUCAGAGAAUGGGCCAGUUGUUGUGUUUGUAGAAGAGCUUGGAGCAAAGCAUGCUGUCUCACUGAAGAGCCUUAAACCUCUUCCACAGGCCUCUCCUAUGGAGGGCUGGAACACUGUGCCAGGGAAGAAGAUAAAAAAGUUUUUCCCAGCAUGGGGGCAGAAUGCUCAGCCCGAUGCAGAUUGCAGAGGGCCAAAGAACCAGAGCAAGUCAAUAAAACCUCAGUCAGCACUACCUCCUCGACUUCAGCAUACUGUGGGAACCAGGCAGCAUCAGUUCUUAUGUUCUGGACCCCAGCCUCAUCAGACCUCAGCUGAGCAAAAACCUCCAGGCAGGAAUCCUUCCCAGACUGUAAGAAAACCAGACCGGGAGAGAACCGAGGAUCUGAACCAUGGCAGCAAAGAUUGUAACUACUUUGGCCUGUCUCCAGAGGAACGCAGAGAGAAACAGGCUAUAGAAGAAUCUCGGUCGCUGUAUGAGAUCCAGCAGAGGGAUGAACAAGCUUUUCCUGCUCUUUCCAGUAAUCAGUCAGUCUGUCAGGCGGCUACACAAGCUGUGGAUAAUUUGAACCAGAAAAAGUUUGUAAAUAAUGAAAGAAGAAACAGCAAGUGGACAGCAGAGGUGGAAGAGCAGAAGGAUAAAGAGUCAAAUUCCAGACAGAUCCACUUAAAUCAGAAGCUUGAGCCAAAUUCAUCUGAGAAGAAUAGUCAAGAUGAGAGUUACCCAAAAGCUUCAUCUCCUUUGGAACAAGUAAAACCAGAUUCUCCAAUUCUUGCUGAGCAAGUAAGGAAUGUUUGUUUGAUUUCAAAGUUUUCCAGUCAGGAGACUUCAGACAAAGGGGAGCUUCAUCACAGCCACAACGUGACAGAAUGUUUACCAAGCAUAACUCCAACACCUUCGCCAGUCUUUUCUGAGGUGCAUUUACCUCCAGCAGUGCCUUCUGUACCAGCCAUUGUGCCAGCUUGGCCGAGUGACCCAACAACCUAUGGACCAGCAGGUAUUCCAGCCCAAAUACCUGCUUCUUCAUUGAUGGCAGCCGCAGCCACCGGGCCUGGCUCUUUUUUUUCUUUGCCUCAGACUCUGAAUCCUUAUCAGGAUCCGCUAUACCCUGGAUUCCCUUUUAGUGAAAAGGGAGAAAGAGCUGUUGCACCCUCUUACUCCCUGUGCAGUACUGGGGAAGACUUACCUAAAGAUAAGAAUAUUCUUAGAUUUUUCUUCAAUCUUGGUGUGAAGGCAUACAGUUGCCCCAUGUGGGCACCCCAUUCUUACUUGUACCCGCUGCACCAGGCCUAUUUAACUGCUUGUAGAAUGUACCCAAACGUGUCCGUCCCUGUGUACCCGCACAACCCCUGGUUCCAGGAGGCUCCACCGACUCAGAAUGAAAACGAAACUGCACGGACAAACAGGCACUUUGCUGUUCCGAGCGAGACCAGAUCCAACGGUCAAAUUCCACAGGUUGACAGCAGAUCUCCAUCACUGCCUCUGAUUAUGCCUACAGCUCAGGUGUCAGAAAGUCAAGGACAGGUCUGUGUAGAAUCGGAGAAUCCAGUGCAAGCUCUUCACGCAAACUAUGAGGAGUCCCUGCGAGGGAAAAAUAUGUUCCCACAGCCCCCCUUUGGACACAAUCACUUCCUAGGAGCUGUGCCAAUAGCACCUCCUUUCUUUCCUCACUUUUGGUAUGGGUACCCAGUUCAGGGUUUCAUUGAAAAUUCUGCAGCAAGACCUAAUGUUGUCAUGUCACCUGAGGACAAAGAGGCAACAGCUGGCACCUCUGCAAACAUGUAUGUGGCUAAAGAAUGCAGCCCUCCAGUUCCUGUAGUAAACUGUGCAGAAGCGCUUCAGAAGGCUACCAGCAGCGGUGGCUCGAACAGCGUGCCAUUCCUGGUGGCUGGUGCAGGCAGUGAGUGCAGUGCCCCAAAAGAAGCUUCAGCUAGGGCACCUCAGUUGGAGCAACCUUGUCCUUCAGCUUCUUCUGCUAAGCAAAAAACAGCCGGGCAGCAAAAUCAUUCUCCGCAAGUACAGGGGAUGGAGAGGCAGGCAGCGGUGCCCAGCACUCCACCACUGUCGGCAGAACCACUGAAAAAUGAACUGAAAAACAGAAUUUGCAGUCGUAAGGAGAAGAUGGAUAAAGGUUCCAAGGGCGCUGGUAAUCUGCAGGCAGAGAGAACAAGGGAAGAGAGCUCUGAAGAUGAGAGUGAAGUUUCCAAUAUGCUGAGAAGUGGCAGAUCCAAGCAAUUCUAUAACCAGACUUACGGAGGAGGCAGGCGGCCUAGACUUGAGUGGGGUUAUUCCAGCAGGGGAGGAUACCAGUUCCAGAGAAAUGAGGAGGCCUGGAAAGGACCACCCGGCAGAGCCAGGGAUGAUGGCUACCAGUACCAGCGAAACUUCAGGGGCAGGCCAUACAGGAAUGACCGGAGAAGGGCAACGCUGGGAGAUAAUCAGAGGGGGCAUCAAGCAUAG